GCGACAAAGAGUCAUGUCAUAUUCCUUGGAACCGGUGAACAUAUGGAUGAGUUUGAAGUUUUUGAAGUCCGGCCAUUUGUCCGUUGUUUAUUAGGCAUGGGUGACUUGUCCGGGUUGAUGGACAGAAUUCAUAAAGCUGUUCCUGUGGAUCAACAGGCUGAAUUGCAUCAAAAGAGAAGGAAACUUCACCUUGAGGAUUAUGUAUGACCAAUUUCAUAGCCUACUCAAAAUGGGUCCUAUCAACGAGGUGUUUUCCAUGCUUCCAGCGUUUAGUGCUGAACUAAUGCCAAAAGGCCGUGAGAAAGAAAGCCAGAUGAAAGUUAAGCGUUACAUGACAAUGAUGGAUUCAAUGACAAACGAAGAGCUGGAUAGUUCAAGCCCAAAGCUCAUGAAUGAAUCACGCAUGAUGCGAAUAGCUCGAGGUUCCGGUUAUCAAGUUAGGGAAGUGUUGGAGAUGGUGGAAGAGUACAAACGUCUUGCAAAUAUAUGGAAAAGGUUUAAAAUGCCAAAGGGUAACAUGAGUGCCCUCUCUCCACAAAUAUUGAAGCAAUUUGGUGGCAUUGGCGGGUUACAAACUAUAAUGAAGAAUGUACGUAGGAUUUGCUAAAGACAAGAUGGGAAUGUUUGGUGCUGGUGAUUAGUUGAUGGAGCACGACAGACAUAAUUGUUCUAAUAUUUAAUCUCUUCUUGAGAAAUAUUUCUUCAUUGUUCUAAUUAAUCUCUUCUUGAGAAAUAUUUUUUCAGAAUAUUGAUACCAUGACGACAAUUACAUUGAUUUCAGAAAUACACUGUUUAAGCAGAUUUAUUUGUCUGCAAAAGUCUUAAUUAGAUGGUAAUCCUUUUAGGCAAAGUUAAUUUAA
This is a messenger RNA of Trifolium pratense (red clover), 860 nucleotides long. Its product is annotated as signal recognition particle 54 kDa protein 3-like. Gene Ontology annotation, molecular function: GTP binding; 7S RNA binding; GTPase activity. Gene Ontology annotation, biological process: SRP-dependent cotranslational protein targeting to membrane, translocation; SRP-dependent cotranslational protein targeting to membrane. The transcript is spliced from 4 exons. The record is from RefSeq and is a predicted model, not a curated record. The coding region runs from base 200 to 607 and encodes 135 amino acids. Gene Ontology annotation, cellular component: signal recognition particle, endoplasmic reticulum targeting; cytosol. NCBI's taxonomy places the organism in Eukaryota, Viridiplantae, Streptophyta, Magnoliopsida, Fabales, Fabaceae.